UUUAAAGUCCUUUUAAUUUUAUUGGAUACGUAUAUGUAUGGUAAAAUAUCCAAAUACAGUUUUCCAUUAUGAACAAUAAUAGCUUUGAAUUUUCACGCCAAUAGUAUCUGCCAAGGUAGUUUUGAAUUCUAAUUCUAACAUCCAAAGUGCUUGUAACCCUCCCAGUUUGGUGUCAGCUGCAAAUUUUAUAAGCAUAUUCACCACUUUUGUUAUCCAAAUUAUUAAUGGAAAUAUUGAAUAGUACUGGUCCCGGACUGACCCCUGUGGGACCCCACUAGAUACACCCUCCCAAUUUGAUAACUACUCUUUAAGUACAUUCUUUCAGCCAGUUGGGAACCCACCUUAUAUUAAUUUCAUCUAGACUGCAUUUCCCUAGCUUGCUUGUUAGAAUGUUGUGGGACUAUGUUCUAAAGCCUUUCUAAAAUCAAAGGGCAUAUGUGCUGCUAUCCCUAGCAGCAAAAAGCAAAGUGGCAUUGCCACUCUUGCUAGGCUCCAGAUUUGACAGACUGUUUUCUUUUGUUCAAAGUUCAACUUUUAAAUGCUUCUGGGGUUUUUUUUUUUCCCCUUUAAAAAAAAUUCAGUGCCUGUAAUCCUGCACAUAUGAGCAAUUGUAUGAGUUAAAAAAUCCUAGUGUAUAUAAACAUGAAUAACUAUACAUCACGGUUAUAUGUUACAUACCUGCACACAUCAAUCAGCAGAUUUCAGUUUUCAGUGAAUUUUUAUGAACAAUGGAGUGUUCUUUAAUGUCCCUUUACUUUGAACUUCCUUGCUUUUAUUAGCUCCUGUCAGACCCUUAAGGACUUUGUCCUCUGAAUAUAAUAUAUGCUAAGUACUUCAACAGCGGAGACAUUAAAUGAAGGCACAAAAAUCUAGUUUGUGCCCCCCCCCCCCCUUUAGUCUAAAAGCGACAGCACGCAUGCAUCAUUAAGUGACUGGGCUGGGCAAUGAGAGCGAGUCUCUUCUCUGUGCAUUACGGUACAAGGGUUGGCCCUCAUCUGGUCCACCUGCCACUGGGGUUUAAAGUUUCAGCCCAUCGGGAAAUACAGUGACUUGGAUCAAACUGCCUGGAGGGGAAGCCUGAUUUCAUCAGGGAAGUGGCUAACCUGUAGCUAUAUUGGGAGGCCGUGGACAGACAGCUCCGUAAGGCGCGCACAUGACGGGCUGUAAGCUGCUCAGGGUGUAUCCUAGAAGCCCAAGACACUAAGGGAGCAGCAGACCCAUGGACUCCAUGGGGGGAGAGAAACCAGCCAGCCUAGGAGCCUGCUGCCCGUGGACUUGACUCCUUCCAGAAGCAGAUUGCACAGCCCGGCGCAAUUCACCAGCUAGAGCAACCAGCAAAAGCAGGAAGGGGCAGCCUCUCGGCCGGGCAAAGAGUCUUUUUGCUUCCGCGGUGUCUUGCUUUGCCGCCGGUGAGAGCGUGCGCGCCCGGGGGGAAAGGGGAGGGAGAGAGCCAGAAGGGGUUUGCCAAUCAAACAAUGCCGCUGGCGAGCAGCUACUCCUCAUGUCUCCCGCGGGCCACCUGCCCGGCUUGGCCGCCCCUCUCGGCGCUGCUGCGCUGGAUCCCGGAGCCGCGGCUGACAUGGAGAGGUUGGUGAGCCCGGGCCACGGCGGCUAGCGCGGGCUCGUCGGCUGCGCCUCGCACCGCCCUCCGUCCGGAAAGCCUUGCCGCGCGCCAGCCAUGGAAGAGGGUCCCCCGCCAGACCUGCGAGACAUCGAGCUGAAGCUGGGGCGCAAAGUGCCCGAGAGCCUGGCGCGCUCCCUGCGCGGGGAGGAGCCCGCUGCCCGGGACCGGAGCGGCGGAGGGGGCAGCGGCUUGUGCCCGGCUUCAGCCCCGGGGGCCUCCCGGCUCAGCAGCGGCGCCGCUGCCCUGGCGAGGCUGGAGACCAAACUUCACCUCCUCAAGCAGGAGAUGGUUAAUCUCCGAGCCACUGACGUCAGACUCAUGCGCCAGCUGCUCAUCAUCAACGAAAGCAUCGAAUCAAUAAAGUGGGUGAUUGAAGAGAAGGGAGCCAUCAUCAGCAGAGGUAGUAGUCUGAGUGGCAGCCUUUGUAGCUUGCUGGAAAGUCAGGAGACCUCCCUUCAAGGCAGCUAUAACAGUUUACAAGAUUGUAGUGAUGGACUGGAUGGAAUAUCAGUGGGGAGUUACCUGGACACUUUGGUGGAUGAUGUCCCAGGUCACCACACCCCUUCAGAUAUGGAACAGUUCACUGAUACUUCUAUUCUAGAGGACUCACAGACCCUGCACAAGCAUCCCAAAAUUGAGUCUGAUGAAUACUACUGUUUUGGUUAAUAAAAAGAAGUUCCAGAGGGACAUGUGUGCACUUGUAUUUAUCUUCCUUCUUUGCUGCUAUUUUAUUUUGUGUGCAAAAAAAAAAUCCUUUUUAAAAAGAAAAUUUACUUUAGAAUUUUGCUGUUGCUUCUAACUUUUCUCAUUCUGGGUAGUUUGUUAGCUUUUUUUCCUUUUCUUUAUCUUAAUUUAUUGCUGUGGGUUUGGGUUUUGUUUUAUAAUCCCAUAUUUACAACUUUAAAAAAGAUGAAGGAAAUAAGCUUUUAUCUUCAAAACAAGACAUCAGGAAUUGAAAGUACCAGUUUAUAUUUGUUUGACAAUAAAACACCUACUCAUACCUGUAGUUUGUAGUUAAUCUUCUUGAGGAACUAAUAGUCUUGAUUUCCAAAAGGCAAUAUCUUAACUGAAGGAGUUUGCGGUUUCUGGUCCUCUAGUCUUUGGCCUUGAACCUGCUAACACCUAUGCAAGAGAUUAACUUUACUCAGGUGAGGAGCCACAUUUCACUAUGUCAUAGGGUGCAUGUUUCUUCUGAUAAGGACUGGGACUAGUCCCCUGAGACAAGGUAGCUGCCUCUCAGUGGGGCCAGUGUUGCUCAGUUGAGUACCCCUGGGACGAAUUCUGUUGGACCUAUCAGUCUCAGCUGGUGUAUGGCUAGGAGUAUUUUGUAUGACGCGGCACUCAGGAAAAUAAAUGAGGCUCUUUGCAGGCUCUCCUUGGGGUCUGAGAGGCACAACUGCCUGGAGUAGAAGUUUAGGUGGGGUGGCUGGAAUUUGUAGCCAGAAUCUCCUGGAGAAGAUAGAAGCCAAACUGAGGUGGGUUAUAAUUGUUUGGCAUGAGUUUAACCUUGGAAUGAGAAGGACUGUUUAAGCUCCUCAUUUGCCAGGGGACUCCAGGGAGGUGGGAAUCCAAUUGUCCAGCAUAAGGAAUAGGGGUGGCACGAGGUUUUUAGGAGUCCAUAUGAACAACCAGUUGUACCUUACAGAACUUUCACUAAGACUAUCGUUUGGGGUGAGACUGUGAGCCUGUAAACUAAUAAAGAAGCCCCAACUGGGGACUUUCCCCUCAAAAAACUGGUUUCUCUAGGGAUUUGUGAAACCUGAGUCCAUACAUGCUGUAGAGGGACAUUAGGAGUCCUCGAACCUUUUAGCAUAGAGUAGAACUUUCUACAUGAGUAAAGCUAAACAUGUGCAUAAGGGUGUUCAAUAUUGAUGUUUUAUUUACAGCAGAGAUAUCUAAAUAAGUUACCAGGAUGAGAAACUUUCCUGUUUAUCAGCCCAUGACUGCCUAAUAAAAUGGCAAUGGAUAAUUCCUGGGAUAAAGUUUAAUGCUGCCAGUGCAUUGUAAUCCACAAAAAUCAUGCUGGAACUAGUGGGCAUCUGAAGUUGCCCCCAAACAUCCAUUUGCAGGAGACUCCCAUGCUAUAGAUGCCACUGGUUUGUUUCCAGCAGGACUAUUAGUAACCCUUUGAGGAAUAUAGAGGACUGAAUUAACUCUUCUGAUACAUCCUCAGACAGUAGACUUUUUAUGUGUAGGGGGAUAUGGCUGGAGAAACCCCUGAAGGAGUCCUAACCUUCUUCAGGCCUUGUUCUGUGUUCUCCUACUGUCAGUUCAUGGAUGCCCCAAAAUGGCCAAAAAUGCACCCUUAACACUAACACAAGUGACCCAAUUUAGAGAGAGUGAAAAUCUUCAGAAAAUACACUGGAAUUUACAUGCAUUUCCAUAAUGUAAAUAGGCCAUUCCACCGUGGGUUUUUGUAGGAUCCCACAGCAAGCAUAUUUGGGGUGGGUAAGUAUUAGGAUGAAAGACCUCCAAAGAAAACUUAAAUGUUUGAGGAAAUGGUAUUGAUGAGUCAGUAUGUGGUUCUUUCACUUUGAGACAACACUAAACUGGUACCACAGUUAAAAGAUGCUGUGAUGUUGGAAGUUCCAUUUUUUAGAUGAAGUGUAAGCGUUAAAUCCUCAGUUGGUGACGUCAAUGGUGCAUACAUGUUUAAACCUGCUGAAAAAUGUUCCCCUUAUAUGUAAAACUAGUAGCUGAAAGCCCAUGCGGUCUCACAGGUGCAAUUCAUAAAAUCGUGUGUGUUUUGUUUUUUUAAAGGCCAAAAAUGGUUGAGGACUUAAAAAUUAGAUAGCAACAGACCACAAAUCCAUGAUGAUUGAAUCUGAUACUCCAAAGAAAAAAACCUCUCCAUUAUGCUUGUAGCUAUUUCUAUCACUUUACGCUCACUCAACAGAUAUUCUAGACUUCCAACAUAAUGUUUGGGUUUAGCCUUUAUUCAGACAAACUCACAUUGCCUUCAAUAAAACAGUAUCUAUUGGGGUAUCUGGACUGUUUGCCUUUCUUACAGCUUUAGUCUAUAGGGGCCUGGGUACUAGCUUGCUUUCGGAGGGGGACUAUUCUCUAGUAUUUUGUCUGUCUCCCUUGCUUUCUAUGGAAUACAUACACUGCAAUACAAUUUGCUGCAGAGUUCUAAAUUAACUGUCUCAACUCAGGAAAAACUCAGGUAGGCAUCGUUGCCAGAGCAGGGAAGAGAGUGUCGACACAUAUUUACACACUUAAAUAUGGAUGCAGGAGCCUAACUUUAGGCAUCCAUUUUUUAAAACUCUUGGACUAUGUAAUUCAAUUGCUAUGAAAUAUAGCAAUUGCACUACUCGAUGAUGCCCAAAGGUCUAUCUAAUAUACCUAUCGCUCACAGUGGCCAAUCCCAUCCAGAGUAGGCAGUUGAGAUAAGCAACCCUCUCCUAACCCUGAUUAGUUAGUUUGCUCUGAAGCUUGAGAACUUAGAUCCUUUCCCAAACUCUUGUUUAUUUUUUCAAUAUUUACUAUUAUAAUUCUGUUUAUUCUUAUUAUCCUUGUCCAGUCCUUUUUUAAUUCUUGCUAAGGCCUUGGCCUCAGUGAUAUCUUACGGGUUCCACAGGCUAAUUGUGUUGGGUGGAGAAAAAAUUUCCUUUUUAACAAUUUUAACAAUUUAACAACCUAAAAUCAACCUUUUUUAAUGCCUAGAAAAUUAUUUUCCCUGAACUCAUAGGCAUUUAGUGAAUUCUGGUGACACAUUUACAAUCUGUGACUUGUUCUAAAAUGGCCAUACUGGGUCAGACCAAAGGUCCAUCUAUCCUAGUAUCCUGUCUUCUGUCAGUGGCCAAUGCCAGGUGCCCCAGAGGGAAUCCACCGAAAGGUAGUCAUCAAGUGAUCCAUCCCCUGUCGCCCAUUUCCAGCUUCUGGCAAACAUGCUAGGGAUAACAACAAGGAGUCCUUGUGGCGCCUUAGAGACUAAUACAUUUAUUUGGACAUAAGCUUUCGUGGGCUAGACCCCACUUCAUCGGAUUCAUGGAGUGGAAAAUACAGGAGCAGGUAUAAAUCCAUGAAAAGAUGGGAGUUGCCUUACCAAGCGUGAGGUCAGUCUAACAAGACAAUUCAAUUAACAGUAGGAUACAAUCCCUCCCCAUCCUGGCAAAUAGUCAUUGAUGGACCUAUCCCCCAUGAAUUUAUGUAGCCCUUUUUUUGAACCCUGUUAUAGUCUUGGCCUUCACAACAUCCUCUGGUGAAGAGUUCCACAGGUUGACUGUGUGUUGUACGAAGAAAUACUUUUAUUUGUUUCAAACCUGCUGCCUAUCAAUUACAUUUGAUGACCCCUAGUUCUUGUGUUAUGAGAAGGAGUAAAUAACACUUCCUUAUUUCCAUUCUCCACACCAGUCAUGAUUUUAUAGACCUCUAUCAUAUCCCCUUAGUCAUCUCUUUUCCAAGCUGAAAAGUACCAGUCUUAUUCAUCUCUCCUCAUACAGAAGCUGUUCCAUACUCAUAAUCAUUUUUGUUGCCCUUUUCCGAACCUUUUCCAAUUACAAUAUAACUUUUUUGAGAUGGGAUGACCACUUCUGCAUGCAAUAUUCAAGAUGUGGGCAUACCAUGAAUUUAUGUAGCGGCAAUAUGAUAUUUUCUGUCUUAUUUUCUAUCCCUUUCUUAAUGAUUCCCAACAUUCUGCUGGCUUUUUUGACUCCUGUUACAAAUAGAGAGGAUGUUUUCACAGAACUAUCUACAAUGACUCCAAAGUCUCUUUCUUGAGUGGCAACAGCUAAUUUAGAUCCCAUUUUGUAUGUAUAGCUGGGAUUAGGUUUUCCAAUGUGUAUUACUUUGCAUGUAUCAACACUGAAUUUCAUCUGCCAUUUUUUUGCCCUGUCACUCAGUUUUGUGAAGUCCCUUUGUAAUUCUUCACACUCUGUCUUGAGUAAUUCUGUGCUGUGUGCAAAUUUGCCACCUCACCAUUCACCCCUUUUUCCAAAUCAUUUAUGAAUAUUGUGGAUAGGACUGGUCCCUGUACAAACUCCUUGGGGACACCACUAUUUAUCUCUCUCCAUUCUGAAAACUGACGAUUUAUUCCUACCCUUUGUUUCCUAUCUUUUAAUCAAUUACCAAUCUAUGAGAGGACCUUCCCUCUUAUCACUUGACAGCUUAUUUUGCUUAAGAGCCUUUGGUGAGGGACCUUGUCAAAGGCUUUCUGAAAAUCUAAUUACACUGUAUCUACUGGAUCUCCCUUGUCCACAUUUGUUGACUCCCUCAAUUAAUUCUAGUAGAUUGGUGAGGCAUGAUUUCCCCACUCCUGCCCCUCCCCAACUCCAGCCCCUCCCUGCUCCCAUUCCAACUCCUUCCCCAAAUCCCCUCCCUGGCCCAGCCUCUUCCCCGCCUCCUUCCCUUAGCAUACCACAUUCCCGCUUCUCCCCCUCCCUCCCAGCAUGCUGCCAAACAGCUGUUUGGCAGUGUCUGGGCGGGAAAUGCUGGGAGGUAGGUGGAGGAGUGGGGAUGCAGCACGCUUGGGUGUGGGGAGAGCUUUGCUGCCAGUGGGUGCAGAGCACCCACUAAUUUUCCCCAUGGUGCUCCAGCCCCGGAGCACCCACAGAGUCAAUGCCUAUGGUUUGUAUGGCUCCCAGGUGCAAUAUGACCAGGUCAAGGCCCCUCUCCAGCCACUCCUCCAUAAUUGAGGUUCCAUUUCAGCAUUUAGCUGUGGAUAUUCUAGGUCCCUUCCCUAAGAAGACACCCAGAGGUUGUACAUACUGACUUGCGUAGCCACAAGACCAGGGCCAGCACCACCUCUGGCCGCAAUUUUCAUAAAGAUGUGUUCAGCUAUUGAAGAUCUAAUCCUCCCAGAAGAAAUGUAACAUUUUCAUGGACUCUCAUUGGGCUGGCACUGACUGUGGCCGCAAGUUUCAUAAAGAUGUGUUCACCUAUUGAGGGUCUAAUCCUCCCAGAAGAAAUGUAACAUUUUUAUGGUGUGACGUUCUGUACCUUGUGGGAACACCCUAGACCCCCAUGUUCAUCCUUAUAAUAUGACUGUGUGGUAUCUAAUGCAAAGUUUGUUGUGUCGGAUGUCUUUGGAAGGCUCAUGAUGUACUUAGCAUUGUGGUCAUUGAUGUUAUAGUAAUUGUUGUUACAGCAAUGUUAUAGGUUAUAAUUUCAUGUAUAUAGUUGUGAGGCUGAAAAUAUGUUUUCAUGGCUUAAAAUAAACCCAAGCAAAAACUCUCUAAGACCAGAGAGGCAGUUCACACAUCAUCAGGGCAUGUAUGGGACAAACCCAGCCCACCCUCACAGAAACAAGGGACGCUGGCCUAGGCAGCAACAAAAGAAUCUGUUGGACUCUCGAGUGAGUCACCCCCCCACCCUUCCUUUGGACAGUUUGGGACUGUGAUGAGGUAAUGCUCACCUGACUCUGAAGUGGGGCCAGGAGACAAAGCCAAGAGGGAAGAAAGAACAUGAAAAAAGGGAGAGACGUUUGCCAUGCUCUUCCUCUCUCUUCCAGCUACAUCUACAGACAUCAUCACACCAAGCGACUGAAGUGCUGAUAAAAGAGGAGAGUCUGGCUGAAGAGUUACCCUCCCAGAAGAAAUGUAACAGGGCCGGUGCCAACUCUGGCCACAAGUUUCAUAAAGACGUGUUCAGCUAUUGAGGAUCUAAUCCUCCCAGAAGAAAUGUAACAUUUUCACGGACUCUCAUUGUGAUUGUGAUACAUUUUCACCAAUAGUAUACACAACUCCAUUGGUGAAAUUCUGUUUAACUAAUAUGGAAGUAUAAUUAGUCCAAAUAAUAAGGGCCAAAUUAUGGUAAUCUUUGCUUGUGGGGUACUGCACAGUAAGGCAGGGAGAGCUUGUAUUUAACAAACUACUUGUAUUUAAACAUAGUGGAACACAGUAACCAGGGUCUGCAAUUAUGGUCUGCAGUUCCAGCUCUCAAGAGGCCAGAUGACCUCUGUCUCUGCAGUUACACCUUCAUCCUUAUGUAACAAUAGCAGCUCCACAAAGCAUGGGUAUUUCUAGUGGUGAAUGGGGUGGAAACAACCCCUUCUCCAUAGUUUCUGUAGAGAGAGCAGCCAUAAUAUGUCUGCUUACACUAACUGAGGCUUGGCCUACACUAAAAAUAUAGGUCAACAUAACUAUGGCACUGAGGUACGAAAGAGCUAUAUCCCUGAGCACUGUAGCUAUGCCACCUUAACCCCCAGUGUAGCUGCAAGGUCAAUAGAAGAAUGCUUCUGUUCACCUAGCUACCAUUGCUCAGAGAUGGUGUUCCUACAGCUAUGGAAAAAAACCCAAACCUUCCACUGCCAUUGUCUGUCUACAGUACACACAGCAGCAUAGCUACAACAUUAUAACUAUGCUGCUGUAGUGCCCAUAGUGUAGAUGUGGCCUGAGUGCAAGGAAGGUUCAGCCCCACAAAGGGGUCAUAUGUGUCUGGUGGGCGAAGAGCAUGACCAUAGACACACCCCUUAUAUGCACACGCUGUGGUGGUGGGGUGGGGUGUAUGUAGGCCCGCACCAAGGAAAGCAUAUAUUGUUGGUCUGUAGAUGCAGCAAUUGCCACUUGAGGGGCACUGUGAGAGUAUGCUCCCAAGACUAGGAAUGCCUUUAGCCUCCACCACUCAGGCAGUGCAGCUCCCCCUCCCACUCUUAGAGCAAUAACUGAGUCCCAUAUGUGUGUAUUUGUUAUCACAUUACAUUGGCCAAGAAUCAUCACUUUAUUUGUACAUGCUACAUUGUGACUGUAAGAUCAUAUUUCCUUUU
Dermochelys coriacea (leatherback sea turtle) is the source of this 9329-nucleotide messenger RNA. RefSeq names its product leucine rich adaptor protein 1 like (gene LURAP1L). The transcript is spliced from 2 exons. Bases 1679 to 2290 code for a protein of 203 amino acids. Gene Ontology annotation, biological process: positive regulation of canonical NF-kappaB signal transduction. Lineage: Eukaryota; Metazoa; Chordata; Testudines; Dermochelyidae. The record is from RefSeq and is a predicted model, not a curated record.